Messenger RNA from Seminavis robusta, 3366 nucleotides. The record is from the annotation of a GenBank genome assembly. Lineage: Eukaryota; Bacillariophyta; Bacillariophyceae; Naviculales; Naviculaceae.
AUGCGUCAGAACAGUGAACAGCAGCAACAGGACCAAGACACGUUGCCCACGACGUCCCUGAGCUCGUCCCUGGGUAGCAUCGAUGAUGGUGGUACAGACGAAAUGAGAAAGGAAGGCAGAAUACCCGUGUCAACAAUCUACACGACUAAUGGUCCAGCAUGGUCUUUGCCCAGGGAUAAACGUACCAGGAAACGUCGCUACAAGUUCAUUGGAGGUAUCUUUGCUGUCUCAUUGUCAGCAGCAGUUCUGUUGGACUGGGCCAGAUGCCGUCAUAUCCAAGGGUCAUGUGAUAAGGCCAUAUUGCUACCAUGGAUCAGCCAACUAUACCCAAAGACCAAACAACAAUCGAGGGCAAUACUCGACUUUCUGGACAUCUUCUGGCUGACCACCAAUACAUCAUCCUCAAUAGACCAAGCUAUGGCACACAAUCAUCCGACAACUACCAAGAUGCAGCAAAGAACAAAUAAUCAUCUCCAACAUAGCAGCAGCAUACCGAGACACUUGCUGGGAAGCACUGGUAGUGGAGAUUCAACAGCUUCUCAUUACCCACAGCUAGUGGUAGCUGGAAAGAUGACAGUGGAAGAUGGACCUUGUAACAUUGCACAAUACAACCUCAAAAGUCAAGAAUGGAGCUUAACUCAGCGAAUCCAACUCAGUCUAUACAACUCGUAUUCGGGUGGAGAGGUUUACUCGCUUCUUGCCAACCACACAUUUCUACCCUUUGCCGAUUCGGAAGAAGAAGAUGACGAUACCUCGAAACGAAGACCAUCGUCGUCAAGCAGUACUAGUCGACAAUUUGAAGGAUCUGGAGAACUUAUCGUAGUGGGAGCAUUUGACACCACCUACAGGAACAGUCAAGUGACGUAUUGUUCCGUAGGAGAAUGGAAUGGCAAACAACUAUCCAAGGUUGGAGAAGGUUUGUGCAACUCGGCACUGUCCAAAGGAAUGAAAAUCACAACUUCGGCAUUGGCCGGCCCUUACGAUGUUUUUGUAGCAGGGUCCUUUCAGACCCAAGUAUGGAACGGAGAUCGGCAUGAAUUUGUCAAGAUAUUCAAUAUCGCACACUUCAAUGCCUUGGACCAGGUAUGGUUGCCGUUAAAGGUGGGACAAAUCACUUGUUCAUGGUGUACAGUCACCGUCCUGGCUUUAGCAUGGGACUCGAAAAGGAGACAGCUACACGUUGCAGGAAAGUUUAAUGCCAUUGAUGGCAGAAAUGUCCCUGCUGGACUUGCAAUAUACGAUGUGGAUUCGGGGCAUCUCGUGGCUCAUCCUGGUGGCGGGCUAACAAUGAAGAACCAAACUCAAGACGGUGUAGGUACAGCCUUGCAACUAGAUGAGGAACGAGGUGUUCUCUACGUGAUGGGUUCCUUUGAAAGGCUCACUGCCACAGGUCGUGUUUGCCUCGGAUUGGCCGCAUUUGAAAUUAAGACGAACAGAUGGACUUGCCUCGCAGAUUCGGCACAUACGGUGCUUCCCACCGGGGGUGGCAACAUGCUAUUGACGCAACAUGGCCUGAUGGUGGCGGGCCAGACUGCAACUUCUACAACAUGGCCGGAUGCAUCAAGGCCAUACACAAUUGCUCUCCUUAAAGCUACAUUGAAAACAGAAGAGAAAAGGACCAAGAAAAAAGUUGGCGCUGGCGACGACGACAGCUAUGUCAUCGAAGAGGAACACACACAGUACCAUGACUUUAAUUGGUCCUGGCUGCCCGGCUUUUCUGGCCAUGAUGAACCGCUUCAUGCGCUCUCGAACGGGUUUGCAGACUACGAAGGGACUGUAUUCAUCGCAGGUGACAACCUAGUCGCAAAAUGGUCUUAUCAGCUGAGCCGCGGCAGCGAUUCCGAUGGGAGAUUCAAUACGAGAAUGGCGGCAGCGACAACAAGCUCACAAUCAAGUUAUGUUCCGGUCACGGAAGUGCUCUCCGGGGGACAUAUUCGAGGAUCCAUCAUGGCGAUAUCUCAGAUGAUGCCUGAGCCACUGGCAGGAGACGAAGACGGCACGGAAUCGGGGAAACUCUCAACCAAUGUUUCAAUCAUUGUGUACGGCGUUGCCGUCGGCUGCGUUAUUGGUAUGUUUCUAGCCAUCCUUUGCAAUCGCAACCGAGUUUUCCCUUUCUUGGGCAAGAACUCUCAUUUGAAGGGAAUCUCGUUGGACAUGUUGACGUACAGUGCCCUGGAGAACUCAAACAUCACCGACGCAUACCAGAGAGCAAUGAAGGUCCGAUAUGUCCAACAUCCUCACUUGCUUACAAUAAUUGACCCACAGGAGAUCUUCCUGCAAAGAAUCAUAGGAGAGGGUACCUUCGGGAGAGUUUGGAGUGCCCGAUGGAGCACAGCCAGUGUUGCAGUAAAAGAGUUCGUUUUUGCCCAAGCGGCUGUGGCUGGGAAAUCAUCGAUGCAACAGGAAAUUGUUGAGGAGAUUAUUGGUGAAGCAGGAAUGAUGGCCAUCCUGCGGCACCCCAACGUUCUCCAGCUGUUUGGUUGUUCGCUGACAGCACAAGCUAUAUGGAUUGUCAGUGAGCUCUGUUCUCUCGGCAGCUUACGGCAAGUUCUGGACGACAACGACAGAGUGCUGCCAGUCGAACUUCGGCUCAACCUUGCCCUUCAGGUGGCUGAGGGAAUGGCGUACCUCCACAAUCAGGACCCGCCGAUCAUUCACCGCGAUUUAAAAAGCCACAACAUUUUUGUGCACGAAACAUUCACCGAUACUCCGACCGAUGCUCCAAGAAAACGAGACAGGAGCUGGAGGAAGAAAGGUGGCGAAGAUGACGACAACAAGCAGCAGCAGCAGGGAAGAGGUGAUGCUGGAGAACGGACAAGCCUAGUUGCGAAGCCAGAGACGAUGAAGACCAAGUUUACUCUCGUUGCCAAAAUUGGUGAUUGGGGUUCCGCUCGUGCCACUCUUUCAGGCUCGAGAACAAUGACGCAUGGCGUUGGUACUGCCUGUUGGCUGGCGCCUGAAGUUAUUAAGCAUGCCAGAUCAUCGAAAUACAGCGAUGUGUAUGGAUAUGGUAUUGUCCUCUGGGAGCUGGCGACCAGGGAAGAAGUAUACCAGGGCCUGGAAACAACGCAGAUCAUUGCCAAAGUAGCAAACGAGAGCCUGCGACCCCCAGUCCCACAGGAUUGUCCCUGGAAGGAACUCAUGGUCAAGUGCUGGGAAGAGAACCCUCUCGAUCGCCUUGAGUUUACCGAGAUUGUGCAACAACUGGGCGACGUUGCAAAAUGGCUUGCGGAGUGCAACGAGGAGCGCAGCAAGGAUGGAAGCAAGGAUGGCUCCGACAAAACUGACGAGAAGGUUGACAAAGACAGGCCUACGGGCAGUUCAACAACUAUACUAACUGGAGGGACGAACGACAGCAAUAUCUAA